Messenger RNA from Phalacrocorax carbo (great cormorant), 2327 nucleotides. The record is from RefSeq and is a predicted model, not a curated record. Lineage: Eukaryota; Metazoa; Chordata; Aves; Suliformes; Phalacrocoracidae.
GGCGGCGCCGCGCGCAUGCGCAGAGCCGCACCCCAGCCCCCUCCAUUCCCCCCCCGCCCGCCCGCAGGACUCGGUAGAAGUGUUUCCGGCGCGGCAGCUGUGACGCGCGCGGUCGGCGCCGGGCUGUCCGGCGGGCGGGACGGGCGGGCGGGCGGUGGGAGAUGGCGGAGUACCUGGCCUCCAUCUUCGGAACAGAGAAGGACAAAGUCAACUGUUCAUUUUAUUUCAAAAUCGGAGCUUGUCGUCAUGGAGACAGAUGUUCUCGGUUGCACAACAAACCAACAUUUAGCCAGGAAGCGAUGCUGUUGUAAGCUUGCCUGUAGUAGAGACCAACCAGUGCUAACUUUCAGACAACUUGAUUUUAAGAAGAACGGUACAAAUACCAUCUUGAUUCAAAACAUCUAUCGUAACCCCCAAAACAGUGCACAGACGGCUGACGGCUCACACUGUGCUGUGAGCGAUGUUGAGAUGCAAGAACAUUAUGAUGAAUUCUUUGAGGAGGUCUUCACAGAAAUGGAAGAAAAAUAUGGUGAAGUUGAGGAGAUGAACGUUUGUGAUAACCUUGGAGAUCAUCUAGUUGGAAAUGUAUAUGUAAAGUUUCGCCGUGAAGAAGAUGCGGAAAAGGCUGUGAUUGACCUGAACAAUCGCUGGUUUAAUGGACAGCCCAUUCAUGCUGAGCUUUCACCUGUGACUGACUUCAGAGAGGCCUGUUGCCGUCAAUAUGAAAUGGGAGAGUGUACACGAGGAGGUUUCUGCAACUUUAUGCAUUUGAAGCCCAUUUCUCGAGAGUUAAGACGUGAGUUGUAUGGGCGUCGUCGUAAAAAGCAUAGAUCCAGGUCGAGGUCCCGUGAACGUCGGUCUAGGUCCAGAGAUCGUGGUCGUGGAGGUGGUGGUGGAGGAGGAGGAGGACGUGAACGUGACAGGAGGCGGUCAAGAGAUCGUGAAAGAUCUGGUCGAUUCUGAGCCAUGCCAUUUUUACUGUAUGUCUGCUAGAAAGUGUUGUAGUUUGACCAAACAAGUUCAUAAUGAGAUUUUUUUUAAAGAUGGGCUUCUGAAUAAAAAAUUUGUAGUGAUACAGUAUUCUUUGUGUAACUUGUUUCUUGUGGGGGGAGUCUUUUUAACUGUCAUUCCUCUAUCUUGACAAAUACCUGGAUUAACUAUGCCUGAGGGAAAGGUGGUAAAUGUAUUGGAGGAGCGCCAGUUUUGUUUUUUUUUUAAUUCAGGUAUAAUUUGAACUGUUGAUGAAAAUGUGUGUGUAUAUAAUAUAAAAUAUUAUAUACAUAGGAAAAAUAAUAUACUGCUUAAGAAACAGUUACUCACAUAAGUUUCCCUUUUCUGCUAUGCUGUCUGCUUAUUUAGGUUAGAUUAGGCACAUUUAAAAGGAAGGCUGUGCAAAAUGCUUUUAUUUACCAAGUAGAAACGCUUAGUUACAAAAAUGUAUGUUUGUUUGUGCUCUGUCUAUCAAUGUGACUGUGGCAUUUACAAUAAAUCCAAUUUCUUGGUGUAAAAUCUAAAGCCUAUUUUCUAAGCACUCUGGAGUAGUUGAGUUGCUACUCCUGGCUGUGCCAGAGUUCAUAGUUCAAUUUUUUUGAUUCUUGACUAAAUUCCUUGUUGGCUGGAAAAAAAGUUGCCUAGUGCAGUGUGGAAAAAAAUAUUUUUAUUGCAAUGAUUCAUUAAAGGCAGGUGAGUUUUUAAAAAACAAAACUCAUGCUCCAUGCAACAUGAUACAUAGAAUCCAUUGAAGGAAAUGCAAGUCCUAAAUACAAAGACCAAAUUUCAUAAUGGACUGAUCUCUCUUCACUCUGUGUUCUCUUAGCUGUCAUUUAACGAAGCAUUUCAUUAGCAUUCACGGUCAUAGGAAACUAAUUGGAUGCUAGUGGAAAAUAACUUUUUUCCACCUUUACUCACUUUCUGAUAGUCUGAAGUGUGAUAAAAGCUAAUGGGCAGAUGUCCUGUUUGUGAAGAAACUGCCGUCUUUCUCUGUCUGAGGUUUAAUUGAAUGGCACUAUAGCUGUAUAUCAUAGGCUGUGUAUCUCUUAAGGAGUUUAAGCUCUAAUUGUUGCUGGAACAUCUUGAGAGACAAGUUGUACAAUGGCUGGCUUGCAGUUUAAUUUCAUUCAUGUCUUUUUAUUCAGCGUGUAACCCAGUAAGAAAUUUUGGUCAGUGGUCAUAUUUCUGCAAGAUACAACUUGAUGUACAUGAGGCUACCUAAUAUAAUAUAGCUUUCCAAUGGGCGAGAGAACUUACUAGUGCUUUCUUAGUUCUGAGUCAGAUAACUUGCUUAAUAAUCAAUUUGCUCCAUGAUUGUUAUUUAAAAAAAAAAAGGG